CUUGAACCGUCCCCAGGAAGACAUCAUUCCCCGCGAGUACCUCCUCCGGGCGGACCGCACCUGUAAUUCACCUCCCCACUCAGUCCCAACCUUGUUCUGACGACGAGAAACAUCAAGCUAACUGAUAUAUGACAGCUGCCGUUCAACGCCCUGUCUGGAUCUUCCGUGAAGCGGAGGAUGGCAGAGAGGUGAACCAGAAAAAGUGGUCGAAGGUCGACAUCCGCUUCCGCGGCGUGUUCAAAUCGCUCAAGAAAGUCCCUCAGUUCGAGGAUGGCGUGUAUGAAGAGAACGGUGGAAACGUCAAGAGUCUCCCUACUGGAAUGUCGUUCAAGGAUUCAGCUAAGGCCCAGUCGUGGGUCGUGUAUGCCCUUUUGGACGAGAUUCUGAACCUGCUGGAUAUCAGACAGGAAUCGGAGGAUGAACACCAGUAUUUCUAUCUUCGCCCUCGCCUCCUCGGCUGCAGCAUGGAGUACUGGACCGGCUACCGUGUCAAACACAAGGAUGCGCCCAACACCGCUGGAUGGAUUGCUAUUGACCAUCAUCCUGAUAUCAAUGUGGCGCGUUGCAUCAUGCCAGUGUCUACUACCACAACGCCCACCCAAACCCCCAGCAACGCCCUCGCCACGAACUUCCAACACCUCCUCGGCCAACUCCUAAUCCACGUCCUCCGCCUACACCCAGCAGGCGACCAACUCCCGGACCAAGAAAUCUUCCUCAUCGGCCUGCACGGCUCCAAACUGCACCUCCUCCGGGGCAUCUUCCAAUCAUCCAAAACCUCCCGCGUCUGGUGCGGCCACCACAACACGACCUUCAUGGACGGCCUGGAAGCCAACAACCUCGCCACUCUCUACGAAGACCGGUACAUGUCCGCCGCACACAUGGAACGCUUCGCCGAGCAACUCCACUGGCUCCAACUCUCGCGCGACGAGCCCGAAGCCUCCGCCACCGAAAGCGCCGACCCCAGCGUAUUCCGCGUCCUCAGCAGCAAGGAGUACGAUCUCUGGCUAAAGGAUGAGUUCAAGGACGCGGUGCGUCUGAUUUCCGCUCUGGCGAUGUAUCUGAUGAGCGGGCAGGCGCGGUGCGGGAUCCUGCAGGAGAUCUUUGAGCUUUUCCCGUACGGAACGGGGCUCACCGGCGAGGAUAAGUCGGAUGGGGUCGCGGAGGAGAGUAUCGAUGAUGAGAUCGAGAGGGAGCAGUUGGACUUGUUGUUGCAGGAGAUUGAGAUCGCGGAGAUGGAGGAGAAGAAGGCGCUCAAGGAUCGGUUUCUGGCCCAGGCGAGGGAUUCGAUGCGUGAGACUGCUGUCGAUCGUAUUGGCGGGCUUCGUGAGUGUCAUCAUCCCUGGUGGGAUUGGGUGUGGGAUGAUGAGGAGACGGAUGGUAAGAUGGGGGUCGGUCGGAAUUGAUUGGGGAUGAGGCGUGGUGGAUGCGUUUUUCGGUUUUCUUUUUCUUUUUCUUUUCUUUUUCUUUUUUUUUCUUUUGUAUGAGUAUGCUUCUGGUGUUGGCGAGGGUGGGUAAAGAGUGGUUGGAUUGUACGAAACAAUGCGCUGGGAAACGCGUUGGCUUGAGAAAGCUAUAGGAAUCUGGCGAAGCUGAGACGGAUGGAUGGGUUUGAACGUUGAACGGAUUUGGCGACGCUGAGAUGGACUGGCAUGAGAAAAUCGG
Molecule: messenger RNA, 1662 nt
Organism: Aspergillus heteromorphus CBS 117.55
Lineage: Eukaryota; Fungi; Ascomycota; Eurotiomycetes; Eurotiales; Aspergillaceae
Exons: 3
Coding region: 129-1403 (424 amino acids)
Source: RefSeq, a predicted model, not a curated record